Molecule: messenger RNA, 4034 nt
Organism: Triplophysa dalaica
Lineage: Eukaryota; Metazoa; Chordata; Actinopteri; Cypriniformes; Nemacheilidae
Product: zinc finger protein 585B-like
Exons: 7
Coding region: 78-3761 (1227 amino acids)
Biological process (GO): regulation of transcription by RNA polymerase II
Molecular function (GO): RNA polymerase II cis-regulatory region sequence-specific DNA binding; DNA-binding transcription factor activity
Source: RefSeq, a predicted model, not a curated record
UCAAGCGCUGCGUGUUUACAUCACUUUGAUUUUCACACAGUGUUGUCUGUGUGUAUUUUUGUGUUUAGUUGAUCAUCAUGACGUCACAGACUGACGGGAUGUGCUCCAGACACACACAGGACUCAGAGCUCAGCCUCACUUUACUCUGUUAUACUGACACAAACCCCACAGACGCUCAGGACACUGUGUGUGACAGUAAUCACACCUUGAAUCAGGAUGAAUCUACUGAUCAAACCUCCACAGAGUCUCUGGAUUCUGUCUGUAACGCUGGAGAACAGCAGAUCCUGAACAACAUACCACUGAACAUGUGUUCUGUCACACUGAUUGGGACUGAUGGGAAAGUGAUGGAGAUAAAAACAGAACCCACAUCAGAGGAAGAAGAGACUGAAGAUGAUGAGGAUGACAACGAGGAGGAUGAGGAUAUUUCAGAUUCAGAUGAGAGCAGUGAUUCAUGUUCUGAUGGAGAAACAGCCUCUACAUCAGAAGAGCACGGGGCGAAGAGGCACCAAUUUCACAUGAGCGGUGAAAAGUCUUUCCACUGCAGGGAAUGUGACAAAUAUUUCAGCACCAAACACUAUCUUCUUUCUCAUCAGAGAAUUCACACGGGGAGAAAACCAUACCAGUGUCCUCACUGUGACAUGAGGUUCGACCAAAAAAGCAGUGUUCAGCAACAUGUGCAUGUCCACAGCUGUGAGAGACCGUAUCAGUGCAGUGAAUGUGGAAAAACCUUUAAGCAGACAUGUUCUUUACAAAGACACCAAAUAUCACACUCUGUGGAGAAACUCUAUCAGUGUUCACACUGUGAUAAACGCUUCCAUCAUAAGUCUAAUCUGAUGCUCCAUGAGAGAAUUCACACUGGAGAGAAACCUUAUCUCUGCUCUCACUGUGGAAAGAGCUUUACUCAUUCAAGUGUCUUCAUAGAACAUCUGAGAGUUCAUACAGGAGAAAAACCUUAUCACUGCAAUGUUUGUGGGAAGAGUUUCAGUCGGGCAGGUACUUUUAAACAUCAUCGGAGGGUUCACACUGGAGAAAAACCUUAUCCCUGUAUUGUUUGUGGGAAGAGUUUCAGUCGACGUGAUAAUUUAAAGACACACCAGAGACUUCAUACUGGAGAAAAACCUUACAAAUGCUGUAAGUGUGACGAGGCGUUUACUCAGAAUGUUCUCCUGAAACUCCAUCAGAAAGUUCACACUGGAGAGAAACCAGGAAAAACACGACCUGUGAAGAAGACAUUGAGACGGGCACAGAAAAGCAACAGCCAAACAUCAGAACAGAACCCUAUGACGUCACAGAUGUGCUGUAAAUCAGUGGGAACUGAUCUGUCCAUGCUGGAUAUUGAUGAUUUCAUCACAGAAAUCUGUCAGCUGAAGAAAGAGGUGAAGUUACUGGAGGAAAAGCUGAGGACAAGAGGAGAUGAACUCAACACAGAGAAGUCCAGACACACACAGGACUCAGAGCUCAGCCUCACUUUACUCUGUUAUACUGACACAAACCCCACAGACGCUCAGGACACUGUGUGUGACAGUAAUCACACCUUGAAUCAGGAUGAAUCUACUGAUCAAACCUCCACAGAGUCUCUGGAUUCUGUCUGUAACGCUGGAGAACAGCAGAUCAUGAACACCAUACCACUGAACAUGUGUUCUGUCAGAUUGAUGGAAAUAAAAACAGAACCCACGUCAGAGGAAGAUCAGACUGAUGAAGAUGAGAAUGAUGACGAUAAUGAUAAUGAUUUUAUACCUUCAGAUGAGAGCGGUGAUUCAUGUGGUGAUGGAGAAACGGCCUCUACAUCAAAACAGCGACUGACAGCACAAACUCUUUCCUGCAUCACCUGUGGAAAGACAUUCAGUUCACAGAGACGUUUAGAGACACAUGAGAGAAAACACACAAAACAGAAACUCUUCACCUGCACCAGAUGUGACAUCAGCUUUCCUACCUUACAAGAGAAGAAACUUCAUUCACAAGAGCACAGAGACAAGAAACACUUUCACUGUCAGCAGUGUGGAAAGAAUUUUCUCUACCCUUCCAGUCUGAAAGAACACAUUAGGACACACAGUGGUGAAAAACCUUUCCACUGCAGUGAAUGUGACAAAUAUUUCAGCACCAAAGGAAGUCUUGUUACUCAUCAGAGAAUUCACACGGGAGAUAAAACGCACAAGUGUCCUCACUGUGACAAGAGAUUCAGCCACAAACCUCAUAUGAAGAGACACAUGCUUUUACACACCAACGAGAGACCAUAUCUUUGCAGUGAAUGUGGAAAAGGCUUUAGGGAUUCCGGUUGUUUAAGGUUACACCAAAGAACACACUCUGAUGAGAAACUCUUUCAGUGUUCAUACUGUAAUAAAGGCUUCCGUCAGAAACCUCAUCUGGUACGUCAUGAGAGAAUUCACACUGGAGAGAAACCUUAUCUCUGCUCUCACUGUGGAAAGAGCUUUACUGAUUCAAGUACUUUCAAAGAUCAUCUGAGAGUUCACACUGGAGAAAAACCUUAUCACUGCAGUGUUUGUGGAAAGAGAUUCAGUCGAAGUCACCAUUUAGUGACACAUCAGAGAAUUCAUACAGGAGAAAGACCUUACAAAUGUUCUCAGUGUGACAAAGCAUUUACUGAUAGAUUUUUCCUACGAACCCAUGAGAGAGUUCAUACUGAAGACAAUCCUAACACUGCUCCAUCUGCGGCGAAAAGAAACAUGCUGAAGAACAAACUAUUGAUGGAAAUAAAAACAGAACCCACGUCAGAGGAAGAUCAGACUGAUGAAGAUGAGAAUGAUGACGAUAAUGAUAAUGAUUUUAUACCUUCAGAUGAGAGCGGUGAUUCAUGUGGUGAUGAAGAAACGGCCUCUACAUCAAAACAGCGACUGACAGCACAAACUCUUUCCUGCAUCACCUGUGGAAAGACAUUCAGUUCACAGAGACGUUUAGAGACACAUGAGAGAAAACACACAGAACAGAAACUCUUCACCUGCACCAGAUGUGACAUCAGCUUUCCUACCUUACAAGAGAAGAAACUUCAUUCACAAGAGCACAGAGACAAGAAACACUUUCACUGUCACGAGUGCGGAAAGAAUUUUCUCUACCCUUCCAGUCUGAAAGAACACAUUAGGACACACAGUGGUGAAAAACCUUUCCACUGCAGUGAAUGUGACAAAUAUUUCAGCACCAAAGGAAGUCUUGUUACUCAUCAGAGAAUUCACACGGGAGAUAAAACGCACAAGUGUCCUCACUGUGACAAGAGAUUCAGCCACAAACCUCAUAUGAAGAGACACAUGCUUUUACACACCAACGAGAGACCAUAUCUUUGCAGUGAAUGUGGAAAAGGCUUUAGGGAUUCCGGUUGUUUAAGGUUACACCAAAGAACACACUCUGAUGAGAAACUCUUUCAGUGUUCAUACUGUAAUAAAGGCUUCCGUCAGAAACCUCAUCUGGUACGUCAUGAGAGAAUUCACACUGGAGAGAAACCUUAUCUCUGCUCUCACUGUGGAAAGAGCUUUACUGAUUCAAGUACUUUCAAAGAUCAUCUGAGAGUUCACACUGGAGAAAAACCUUAUCACUGCAGUGUUUGUGGAAAGAGAUUCAGUCGAAGUCACCAUUUAGUGACACAUCAGAGAAUUCAUACAGGAGAAAGACCUUACAAAUGUUCUCAGUGUGACAAAGCAUUUACUGAUAGAUUUUUCCUACGAACCCAUGAGAGAGUUCAUACUGAAGACAAUCCUAACACUGCUCCAUCUGCGGCGAAAAGAAACAUGCUGAAGAACAAACUGCACUGAAAUUAUAGAAUCUCUACAAGGCUCAGUCUCAUCCAGUCACUGAACUCGUUGUUCUUACUGUCACUAGCAGGCUCUGUUGUGUUGUCUUAGUUUUUUAUAUUAAAUGUAUAAUAACAGAAUGGAAGUAACAACUUUAAAAUACAAUUAAACAUCUUUAGCAGACGUCUUUCAGACAUACCAUCUGUCUUAAGGCAAAGUCUGGAGGCAAAAUGUUCAAUAUAAAAUCUUAAGUGUCAUUGGAUAGAACUGUCUGGCUAAUUGAAUGGAUUUGAA